CUCCUCCCCUUUCUGCUCACAGAGAAACUCUUGCAAGUUCCCCUAUCUGUCAGAACCAGUUCCUCCAUUUAAGAUGAUGGCUUGUUUAAGUGGAAGGAGGACUUAGCUGUUUACCUAUAAGGAACACAAUGGGAGAUUUGUUGCUGAUUUGUGGCUGAUAGACAUCUUCAGAUAGCUGAGAUAGAGCCAGGCUCAGCUGGGUUUUGGGGUUGGAGUCCAGCACUCGUCGCCCCCUGCAGCUCUUACGUCUCUGGGAGCACAAACACGUUGAGGACACCGAGAAGGAGCAGAGUGCCACACAUGGAGCUGUAGGGGCACCAUCAGAUGUGUGUUGAGAAGAAGACCUCUGCAAUGAACAAGCCCAAAAGGAAAUCCAACGUGGAAAGCCCCCGUAUGCUGAAGAGCAAGAAGCUGGUCCCGCGCAGGAGGAACACAUGUCCCAGUCCUCAGGACAUCACUCGGGCCCUGCAGAGUUCCAGCCCGGCCCCCAGCGCCAACGCCGCCAGCCUGGACGAGCUCAUCCAGCGCUGCCUCAACUGCUUUGAUUCAGACGCCAAGGUAUCCAGCCCCAGAGGGUCCCAGCUGGUCCACAUGACCCUGAUGAUGCACUGCUGGGUUGUGCCCUCUCAGACGUUUGCCCAAAAACUUCUCACGCUGUAUAAGGACUGUCCGUAUGAGAAGAGGGCUCAGAGGAGAACGCAGAUCUGUCACCUGGUCAGGCAGUGGAUCAGCCAGUUUCCAGAGGUGUUCGAGGCAGACCCCCUUCUGGAGCACACCAUGGGGGACCUGUGGGCGCUGGUCCGGUCAGGCGGUGAGGAGACGCGCUCUCAACUCAUUGAUGCCUCCUGCCUCAGCACUCUCGUGGAAGUAUCCCAGGCGCCCACACCCUGUGUCAAGAAGAGGAAGGUGUCUUUGAUCUUCGACCACAUGGAGCCGGACGAGAUGGCUGCACAUCUCAGCUACCUGGAGUUCAAAAACUUCUGUAAAGUCUCUUUUAUGGACUACCGCAGCUACGUGGUUCGAGGCUCAGUGAGGCACAACCCGGCUCUGGAGCGCUCAGUCAUGAUGUGUAACGGCGUGUCACAGUGGGUGCAGCUGAUGAUCCUCAGCAGACACACGGCCCAGCAGAGAGCUCAAGUCUUCACCAAGUUCACCCACGUGGCUCAGAAACUCCGGGCGCUGCAGAACUUUAACACUCUGAUGGCAGUGACCGGAGGCCUGUGUCACAGCUCCAUCUCACGCCUCAAAGACACUGCCAACCUGCUGCCGCCUGACAUCACUAAGUCUCUGAGUGAGAUGACAGAGCUCCUCUCCUCCCGCAGCAACUACAGCAACUACCGGCGGAUUUACAACGAGUGCAGCGGCUUCAAGGUGCCCAUCCUGGGCGUGCACCUGAAGGACCUGAUCUCGCUGAAUGAGGCCCUGCCGGACUACCUGGACGAGGAUAAGAUCAACCUGAGCAAGCUCCAGCACAUUUACAGCAACAUCAACGAGCUGCUGGACAUUCAUAACUGCACGCCGCCCUUUGAGGCCAACAAGGACCUCCUGCAUCUGCUCACGCUCUCUCUGGAUUUAUACUACACCGAGGACGAGAUUUAUGAACUCUCGUAUGCCAAGGAACCCAAAAACCCCAAGAUCCAGCCUGUAGCUCCAGUCAAACCUCCAGUGGUGGCAGAGUGGGCUUCAGGGGUCACGCCGAGGCUCGACCCCGACACCAUUUCUAAACAUGUCAAGCAGAUGGUGGAUUCCAUCAUGAAAAACUACGACCAGAACCAGGACGGUUACAUUUCACUUGAGGACUUUGAGAAAAUUGCAGCAAAUUUCCCCUUCUCCUUCUGCACGCAUGAAACUGACAGACAGGGACAAAUUAGCCAUGAUGAAAUCACCUCUUACUUCAUGAGGGGAAUGUCUGUAUGUGCCAAGCUUGGGUACAACUUCAAUGAUGUACACAACUUCCACGAAAUCACAUACAAGCGGCCGACGUUCUGCGACAGCUGUCGGGGUUUUUUGUGGGGAGUCAUCAAACAGGGAUACCACUGUAAAGGCUGUGGAAUAAACUGCCACAAACAAUGUAGGGAUCUGGUGAAAAUGGAAUGUGUGAAAAAACACAAAGGCUCAGGUGGUUCCUGUCCGUGCACGCCCGUACCCGACUCCAAAACCAAGGCCAGCAGCUACAGUUCAGAGGAGGAUAUGUUUGUUUUCCCUCAAAGUACGGAAACAGAACAUAACAAGGGCACUUGUGUUUUGAAGACUAACGGUGGUAUAAUGACGCUGUCAGACUGCUCCACUCAGACGGAUCCUGGAGUGUGGACGCCGGAGAAAAGGGACAAGAAGGGAAGCCAAAACUGCGAUCUCCUACCUGGGUCUGUGGAACGAAAGGUCCACACGUUGCCCCACAGAAUCCCGGGCCGCUCCAUGACUGUGAACAUCCUACAGCACAAGUUAGAGGAGCUGCACCUCCACUCCGACAAGAGCAGAGAGCCGGACUGAGCGCUCCUCCUGCCAGCACACACAUCCAGACACGUCUGAAGGCUGUUGACAUUUACAGGACAAUGACAUGUCACUUGUGGCCAAUGGACUCUUGACAUUUCAUGUUUUUAUUUGGCUUCGAACCCCAGCUGUCCAUCCUCCUGUAAUUUAUGAAUACCUUGCUUUGUGAGUACAGGUGCCUUGGUCUUCCGGUGCUAAAUGGUCACAGCCACCUACAGUGAUGAAAGUUUCCUCAUCCACAGGGGAGGAAACUGACACUAACUUCAGCCAAAAUUUUUUUUGUAACACUGGCAGCUAUAUAUGAGUUCCGUGCUGGCGACUAAACGAUGAAUGAAGCUUGUGAUUCAUCAGCCACUGCAACCAGCAACGUUUGUUUCCUGCUCUCACGUGCCUGUCUCACGUUCACGUCUGCACUGUACGAUCCACAUCAGCAAAGUGCUUUUAUGUUUUGUUCUUUGUCCAAGAUUUCACUGUUCUGUUUAAAGAUCAGAAAAAUACAACAGUGACAAUUCAGCGCAUGUUGUGUUUGACUCGACUCGACUUGGACGCACAGAAAGAAAACCAUCACACACACGUACAGCCGUAUAGAAUAACAUUUAUUGUAUAAAGACAAGAAAGAGCUUCUGUGACUAAUGACUAGGUGUUCUUUAGAACGGGUAGAAAAAAAAAUGAGUUUGACAGAGCAAGAUUUAUCUAUGACUCAAUGAACGGCAAUCACAUCAAAGAGAUUAAAAAAAAAAUGCACAUAAAAACUACUUAACGCGCUGCAAAAAUAUUCUGCUUAAAGGUGAUUAAACACUAUAGCAUCAACACCUAUUUAAAAAAAAAGUUGCAUAAUGGAGAAAACUACUGGGAGUAAAUAAUGUUCAGUGGACUGAAAAUAAAGGAGGGAGGAAAAAAGCAGAAAGGGGGCCGUGGGGGGUCAAAAGCAUGCACUUUGUUCUUGUUUAAGCUUCUCAAAACAAGCAAAAUGAUUCAGGAUUUGCUGUACUUUUCCUAUCCCAUGUCUUUUCAAGAUGCACGUUAGGAAACAUGUUCAGCCUGCAGGAGGUGUGGAGCGUGUGAGCCGUGACAUGCCCACACCUGCUGCACAUAAACAACAAUUACAGCAAACAUCAUAUCGUGGCUGCAAGUAAGACUUCGUUCAGUAAAAAAAGAAAAGAAAAAGAAA
Thalassophryne amazonica is the source of this 3661-nucleotide messenger RNA. It is a transcript of the gene rasgrp4, whose product is annotated as RAS guanyl releasing protein 4. The coding region runs from base 325 to 2490 and encodes 721 amino acids. NCBI's taxonomy places the organism in Eukaryota, Metazoa, Chordata, Actinopteri, Batrachoidiformes, Batrachoididae. Gene Ontology annotation, molecular function: guanyl-nucleotide exchange factor activity; calcium ion binding. Gene Ontology annotation, cellular component: plasma membrane. The transcript is spliced from 17 exons. The record is from RefSeq and is a predicted model, not a curated record. Gene Ontology annotation, biological process: positive regulation of GTPase activity; Ras protein signal transduction.